Molecule: messenger RNA, 819 nt
Organism: Chelmon rostratus (copperband butterflyfish)
Lineage: Eukaryota; Metazoa; Chordata; Actinopteri; Chaetodontiformes; Chaetodontidae
Product: low choriolytic enzyme-like
Exons: 8
Coding region: 1-819 (272 amino acids)
Biological process (GO): proteolysis
Molecular function (GO): zinc ion binding; metalloendopeptidase activity
Source: RefSeq, a predicted model, not a curated record
AUGGACCUCAGAACAACGGUUUCUCUACUCCUGCUGCUUCUGGGCCUCUGCAACGCUCACAACAACAAUGAUCAUAGUGCUGAUAACAAGAUCUUGGUGGACAAGUCUGACACGGAGGACAUUACCACAACUAUUCUGAGGAUGAAUAAUGGAUCAAGUGAGAUUCUGCUGGAAGGAGACUUGUUGAUUCCAAGAACCAGGAAUGCCAUGAAGUGCACUAAUAAAGCAUAUUCCUGUCUGUGGCCAAAAUCUGCUGGCGGGAACGUGGAAAUCCCCUUCAUUCUAAGCCAGAAAUACGACGACGCUGAUAGGAGUGCGAUUUUAUAUGCCAUGAAGGCCUUUGAAUCCAAAACCUGCAUUCGCUUCAUUCCACGUGCAUCUCAGAGAGCGUACUUAAGCAUUGAACCAAGAUACGGCUGCUUCUCUUUACUGGGGCGUAUUGGAGACAAGCAGGUGGUGUCACUGCAGAGGUUUGGCUGCCUACGUCAGGGCAUCAUCCAGCACGAACUGCUGCACUCGAUGGGUUUCUACCACGAACACACCCGGAGCGAUCGCGACCAGCAUGUCAGAAUCAACUGGGAAAACGUCAAUGAAUAUUUUACCUUCAACUUCCAAAAGAAGGACACGAGUAAUCUCAACACUCCGUAUGACUACUCUUCUGUAUUGCACUACGGAAGAAACGCCUUUGCAAAGACUGGAUCAGAAACCAUAACUCCCAUCCCUGACGCCUCUGUUCCCAUCGGGCAGAGAGACGGCCUGUCUGACAUCGACAUUAUCAAAAUCAACAAGCUCUACAAGUGCUGGAAUUACUUGGGAUAG